AUCCCCAUUCUGGCCACGGCCAAUAUACACACUCCUAACCUGCUGGUGGAACUCCAUCUAAGGAACGACCACACUCCCAGUCUGGUAUCAUAGACCAUCAAGCACACAACGCUCGGACAUGGCUGACCAACUAACAGAGGAGCAGAUUGCAGAGUUCAAGGAGGCUUUCUCCUUAUUCGACAAGGAUGGCGAUGGCACCAUCACCACCAAAGAGCUGGGCACUGUCAUGAGGUCGCUGGGCCAGAACCCCACAGAGGCCGAACUGCAGGACAUGAUCAACGAGGUGGACGCUGACGGUAAUGGAACCAUUGACUUCCCAGAGUUCCUGACCAUGAUGGCUAGAAAAAUGAAGGACACAGACAGCGAGGAAGAGAUCCGUGAGGCUUUUCGAGUAUUUGACAAGGACGGAAACGGCUACAUCAGCGCUGCAGAGCUCCGUCAUGUCAUGACAAACCUGGGUGAGAAGUUAACGGACGAAGAAGUGGACGAGAUGAUCAGAGAAGCAGACAUUGACGGAGACGGACAGGUCAACUAUGAAGAGUUUGUACAGAUGAUGACUGCGAAGUGAAGCUUGCCCGCCCUGUCCUUGUCCCCUCAUAGAAAAAAACAAAACAAAAAAAAACAAAAACAAAAACCCGGAUUAAAAAAAAAAAUCAAAAUGUUUUACUUACCUCUUGGAAAAAAUGUUCAUUUAUUCAUACUGUUUCUGUAUAGAAAAUAAUUGAAUGUUGAAAUAAAAUAUCCUUCUGUCCACACAGGAAAAAAAAAAGAUACAAAAAACAACUGCAUGAAAAUGAUGGUUAGUGAUCCUGUCCCCCCUCCCCCUGGAGAUCAGUUUAGCACCAGUACUAAACAAGGAAAAAAACAAAAACAACAAAACACAAAAAAAACAACCCUUAAUUAUUACCUUCAAACUGAAGUAAAAGGCAUUUGGCGAACUCCUUCCAGUUCCAUUUGCUAGUGGUAAAUGUUUGGGCUGGCCAUCUCUUCUCUUCUUCUGUUUUCUGUUCUUCAUGCAUGCAGCUUGAGACCGGAGCACUAACCCACUCCUUACCCCUCCUCACCACCCGCCCCCUCUCCUUGCCCCCCCACCCCCUCUCCUUGCCCCCCCCCUCCCUCCGGGCUACCAGAGCGUGCUGAUUCCACUAUAAGCUGUCCUCUUGUUGGUUUGGUACAGUUUUUUUGUAUUGGAAGAGGAAUCCUGUACUGUUAAGAUGAGAGAUUAUACCAGGUUCUUACUUAAAAGCGGAAAGUGGAAUGAGAUUUAAUUGUAUGCUAGAUAAAAAGAGACAAAAAAAACAAUGUAAAAAAAAUUUACAUUUUCAAAUGUUUGGCAUGUUUUGUUUUUGUUACGUUAUUUGGACGGCCAUCUUACUAGUUGUGCAUCCUGCCCUUUUAAAGGGGGCGGGUUAAGAGUCUUACGGUGAGCUUUAUUUUCUUUUUCUUUUCUUUAUUUUGCUGAGAUGGAGUGUCUGUCCUCUUUCUGGCAAGAGAGAAUCACUGGCCUUCACUUUUUUUUUCUUCUUCUUCUGUUUCUCGACUCAGACGCAAGCAUAGUGGGGGGUGUGCUGUUUCCACAGCACAUGCUGUGCAGCACACGGGUCUUCGCGACUGUUCAUCUGAGUUCAGUUUACAUUCAUUCCAAGUUGUACAUGCUAGUCUUUAUUUUUUUUUUUUCAAAUAAAAAAAGACCAUGAACUUUA
Messenger RNA from Lampris incognitus (smalleye Pacific opah), 1703 nucleotides. RefSeq names its product calmodulin-1. The transcript is spliced from 6 exons. The record is from RefSeq and is a predicted model, not a curated record. Bases 119 to 568 code for a protein of 149 amino acids. Gene Ontology annotation, molecular function: calcium ion binding. NCBI's taxonomy places the organism in Eukaryota, Metazoa, Chordata, Actinopteri, Lampriformes, Lampridae.